AGCUCCUUACUUUCUCCGCCUGGCUCGCUCGGCUCUCCCGUUUCUCUCCGUUAUUGCUGGACGUUGGACCAGAAUCUCAUCAGCAGUGAAGCUGGCCUCUGAUCUGCCUUCUGUGAAUGCUCCCUGGGGAGGAGGCUGCCGUCAGACCAUGGCCGACGUGAAACUGGUUGCCUCAUCACACGUGUCCAAAACCUCCCAUAGUGUGGAUCCCUCAAGGGUCAGCUCCAUGCCCCUCACAGAGGCCCCUGCUUUCAUCCUGCCCCCUCGGAACCUCUGCAUCAAAGAAGGAGCCACAGCCAAGUUCGAAGGGAGGGUCCGGGGCUACCCAGAGCCGCAGGUGACAUGGCACAGAAAUGGGCAAACCAUCACCCAUGGGGGCCGCUUCCUGCUGGACUAUGGAGUACGGGGGACUUUCAGUCUUGUAAUUCACCCUGCCCGUGAGGAGGACAACGGAAAGUAUACCUGUGAAGCCAGCAACGGCAGUGGUGCCCGCCAGGUGACAGUGGAGCUGACCGUGGAAGGGAAUUUUAUGAAGAAGCCUGGUCAGCCUGUUGUUCCCAAAACCUCAGGAUUUUCAUCCCCAGCAGGGGAGACCCGUCCUAGCAUCUGGGGCGAGUGCCCACCAAAGUUUGCCACGAAGUUGGGUCGAGCUGUGGUCAAAGAAGGGCAGAUGGGGCGAUUCUCCUGCAAGGUCACUGGCCGGCCUCCACCACAGGUCACCUGGCUCAAGGGAAAUGUCCCAUUGCAGCCAAGUGCCCGCCUAUCUAUGUCAGAGAAGAAUGGUAUGCAGAUCCUGGAAAUCCAUGAGGUCACUCAGGAUGACCUGGGCACAUACACGUGCAUGGCGGUGAAUGGGUCAGGGAAAGCCUCCAUGUCAGCCGAGCUCUCCAUCCCAGGUUUGGACGGUGCCACGAGGUCAUUUGUGAGAGGAACCAAGGCCCCCAGUCCAGACACCAGGAAGGAGGUGACUAAUGGGAUCUCCAAAGACCUAGAGACUAUGGCCGAAAGUAAGAACUGCUCAAGCCCCCAGAGGAGUGUCUCCUCAGCCUGGGCCACAAACAGCCACCUGAAGUCCCCGCAGGAGCCCAAGCUGAAGCUGUGUGAGGAGGCUCCCAGAAAGGCCCUGCAGUCCUCAGUCUUACAGAAGACGUUCAGCACCAUCACCCUGCAGGCUGCCAAAGUCCAGCCAGAAGCCAGAGUGCCGGGCCUUGGGGCCUUCUCUCCUUCUGAGGAACAGAGGAAAAGUCUGACUGCCCCUCAGCAAGCCAUGCUCCCUACCCGACACUGUGGCCUGGGAGGCCCAACUGGGAACAAGUCUGUCACCAGGAACAUCCCCAUAGAGAGCCAAAGGGAGUCAUCAUUUCCCAGAUUUGAGAGUCAGCCCCAAAGCCGAGAAGUCACCGAAGAUCAGACAGUCAAGUUCGUCUGUGAGGUUUCAGGGAUACCCAAGCCUGAAGUGGCCUGGUUCCUGGAAGGCAUCCCUGUGAGGAGACGAGAAGGCGUCAUUGAGAUUUAUGAAGAUGGUGCGUCCCAUUACCUCUGCCUGCGGAGAGCCCGGAUGAGGGACAGUGGGAGAUACAGCUGUACAGCGUCCAAUAGCCUUGGCCAUGUGUCCUGCAGCUGGACCCUCCUGGUGGACCGGUCAGACUUGGCACAGGUGGCCCCUUCAUUCUCCAGUGUCCUGAAGGACAGUGUUGUCGUUGAGGGCCAGGAUUUUGUGCUGCGGUGCUCUGUACGCGGGACCCCAGUACCCCGGAUCACUUGGCUGCUCAAUGGGCAGCCCAUCAAGUUUGCUCACUCCGUCUGUGAGGCUGGCAUGGCCGAGCUCCACAUCCAGGAUGCCCUGCCAGAGGACCGUGGCACCUACACCUGCCUGGCUGAGAACGCCUUGGGGCAGGUGUCCUGCAGCGCCAGGGUCACUGUCCAAGAAAAGAAGAGUGAAGGAGAGAGGGAACACCUUCUGCCCCCGACUCCCAGCAAGCCUGUCGCACCCAUCUUCCUGCAAGGCCUCUCUGAUCUCAAAGUCAUGGAUGGAAGCCAGGUCACCAUGACAGUCCAGGUGUCAGGGAACCCACCUCCAGAAGUCAUAUGGUUUCACAAUGAGAAUGAGAUCCAGGAGUCAGAAGACUUCCACUUUGAACAGAAGGGAGGCCGGCACAGCCUGUGUAUCCAGGAGGUGUUCCCAGAGGACACGGGCACAUAUACCUGUGAGGCCUGGAACAGUGCUGGAGAAGUCCGCACCCAGGCCAUACUCACCGUGCAAGAGCCUCAUGACGGCACCCAGCCCUGGUUCAUCAGCAAGCCUCGUUCAGUGACAGCCUCCCUGGGCCAGAGUGUCCUCAUCUCCUGUGCCAUAGCUGGAGACCCCUUCCCCACUGUGCACUGGCUCCGAGAUGGCAAAGCCCUCUCCAAGGAUAACGGCCACUUCGAGCUGUUGCAGAAUGAGGACGUGUUCACCUUGGUCCUAAAGAACGUGCAGCCCUGGCAUGCCGGCCAGUAUGAGAUCAUGCUUAAGAACCGGGUUGGUGAGUGCAGUUGCCAGGUGUCACUGAUGCUGCAGAACAGACCCACCAGAGCCCCAUCACGGGGGCGGGAGCCUGCUGCCUGUGAGGGCCUCUGUGGUGGAGGAGUUGGAGCUCAUGGUGAUGGUGACCGUGAUGGGACCCUGAGGCCUGGCUGGCCAGCGAGAGGGCAAGGUUGGCCAGAGGAGGAAGACGGAGAAGACGUGAGGGGGCUGUUGAAGAGACGGGUGGAGACCAGGCUACACACAGAAGAGGCCAUCCGCCAACAGGAGGUGGGGCAGCUGGAUUUCCGUGACCUCCUGGGGAAGAAGGUGAACACCAAGACCGUAUCAGAAGAAGACCUGAAGGAGAUCCCAGCCGAGCAGAUGGAUUUCCGCGCCAACCUUCAGCGGCAAGUGAAGCCAAAGACCGUGUCCGAGGAAGAAAGGAAGGUACACAGCCCCCAGCAGGUUGACUUCCGCUCUGUCCUAGCCAAGAAGGGGACCCCUAAGACCCCCGUUCCUGAGAAGGUCCCACCCCCAAAAGCUGCCACCCCUGACUUCCGCUCAGUGCUGGGUGGCAAGAAGAAAUCUCCCUCAGAGAAUGGCAGCAACAAUGCUGAGGUCUUGAACAUCAAGGCUGGGGAAAGCCCCACACCUGUAGGCAACACACAGCCGGUUGGGGCCCUGAAACCCAUAGGCAAUGCCAAGCCUGCUGAGACCCUAAAACCCAUAGGCAAUGCCAAGUCUGCUGAGACCCCGAAGCCUGUAGCCAAUGCCAAACCCACCGAGACUCUGAAACCCGUAGCCAAUGCACAGCCUGCAGGGUCCCUGAAACCCGUAGGCAAUGCACAGCCUCCUGAGACCCCGAAGCCCGUGGCCAAUACCAAGCCUGCUGAGACCCUGAAAGCAGCUGGGAAAGAGGAACUCAAGGAGGUUAAGAAUGAUGUGAACUAUAAGAAAAGCCAUGCCGGAGCCACAGGCAAUGAGAAAAAACCCGAGAGCAAAGGCUCAGCCCCAAUCUUCAAGGAAAAGCUGCAAGACGUCCACGUAGCCGAGGGCGAGAAGCUGCUGCUCCAGUGCCAGGUGACCUCUGACCCCCCGGCCACUGUCACCUGGACACUGAACGGAAAGACACUCAAGACCACGAAAUUCAUCGUCCUCUCCCAAGAAGGCUCACUCUUCUCCAUCUCCAUCGAGAAGGCACUGCCUGAGGACAGGGGCUUGUACAAGUGUGUAGCCAAGAACAGCGCUGGCCAGGCCGAGUGCUCCUGCCAAGUCACUGUGGAUGAUGCUCAGACCGGUGAGAACACCAAGGCCCCGGAGAUGAAAUCCCGGAGACCCAAGAGCUCUCUUCCCCUUGUGCUAGGAACAGAGAGUGACGCAACUGUCAAAAAGAAACCCGCCCCCAAGACACCUACAAAAGCAGCUAUGCCCCCUCAAAUCAUCCAGUUCCCUGAGGACCAGAAGGUUCGAGCAGGAGAGCCUGUGGAGCUGUUUGGGAAAGUGACUGGUACCCAGCCCAUCACCUGCACAUGGAUGAAGUUCCGAAAGCAGAUCCAGGAGAGCGAGCACAUCAAGGUGGAGAACAGCGAGAGCGGCAGCAAGCUCACCAUCCUGGCAGCGCGCCAGGAGCACUGUGGCUGCUACACAUUGGUGGUGGAGAGCAAGCUGGGCAUCCGGCAGGCCCAAGUCAACCUCACAGUCGUGGAUAAGCCAGACCCCCCAGCUGGCACACCCUGUGCAUCUGACAUACGGAGUUCCUCGCUGACCCUGUCCUGGUAUGGCUCGUCCUAUGAUGGAGGCAGUGCCGUACAGUCCUACAAUGUGGAGAUCUGGGACACAGAGGACAAGAUGUGGAAGGAACUAGCCACCUGCCGCAGCACCUCUUACAAUGUCCAAGACCUGCUGCCUGACCGCGAGUAUAAAUUCCGGGUGCGUGCCGUCAACGUCUAUGGAACCAGCGAGCCGAGCCAGGAGUCUGAACUCACAGCCGUAGGAGAGAAACCUGAGGAGCCAAAGGACGAAGUGGAAGUGUCAGAUGACGACGAAAAGGAACCUGAGGUCGAUUAUCGGACAGUAACAGUUAACACUGAACAGAAAGUAUCUGAUGUGUAUGACAUUGAAGAGCGACUGGGAUCUGGGAAGUUUGGACAAGUCUUCCGACUUGUGGAAAAGAAAACUGGAAAAAUCUGGGCAGGGAAGUUUUUCAAGGCCUAUUCCGCCAAGGAGAAAGAGAACAUCCGGGAGGAGAUCAGCAUCAUGAACUGCCUCCACCACCCCAAGCUGGUCCAGUGUGUGGAUGCCUUUGAGGAAAAGGCCAACAUUGUCAUGGUUCUGGAAAUCGUGUCGGGGGGUGAGCUGUUUGAGCGCAUCAUUGACGAGGACUUCGAGCUGACGGAGCGAGAGUGUAUCAAGUACAUGAGGCAGAUCUCGGAAGGGGUGGAGUACAUCCACAAGCAGGGCAUCGUGCAUCUGGACCUCAAGCCCGAGAACAUCAUGUGUGUCAACAAGACGGGCACCAGGAUCAAGCUCAUUGACUUCGGUCUGGCACGAAGACUAGAGAACGCUGGGUCUCUGAAGGUCCUCUUUGGGACCCCAGAGUUUGUGGCUCCUGAAGUGAUCAACUAUGAACCCAUCGGCUAUGCCACAGACAUGUGGAGCAUCGGAGUCAUCUGCUAUAUUCUGGUCAGCGGACUGUCCCCAUUCAUGGGUGACAAUGAUAAUGAGACAUUAGCCAACGUCACCUCUGCCACCUGGGACUUUGAUGAUGAGGCGUUCGACGAGAUCUCCGAUGAUGCCAAGGAUUUCAUCAGUAACUUGCUGAAGAAAGAUAUGAAAAACCGUCUGGACUGCACCCAGUGCCUUCAGCACCCAUGGCUGAUGAAAGACACCAAGAACAUGGAAGCCAAGAAGCUGUCCAAGGACCGGAUGAAGAAGUACAUGGCAAGACGGAAGUGGCAGAAAACGGGCAAUGCUGUGAGAGCCAUUGGGAGACUGUCCUCUAUGGCAAUGAUAUCAGGGCUCAGCGGCAGGAAGUCCUCGACAGGGUCACCGACCAGCCCAAUCAAUGCAGAGAAACUAGAGUCCGAAGAAGAUGUCUCCCAGGCUUUCCUUGAGGCUGUUGCUGAGGAAAAGCCCCAUGUGAAGCCCUAUUUCUCUAAGACCAUCCGUGACCUGGAAGUCGUUGAGGGAAGUGCUGCUAGAUUUGACUGCAAGAUUGAAGGGUACCCAGACCCCGAGGUUGUCUGGUUCAAGGAUGACCAGUCAAUCAGGGAGUCCCGCCACUUCCAGAUAGACUACGACGAAGAGGGAAACUGCUCUCUGAUUAUUAGCGACGUCUGCGGGGAGGACGAUGCCAAGUACACCUGCAAGGCUGUCAACAGCCUCGGAGAAGCCACCUGCACGGCGGAGCUCAUUGUGGAAACCAUGGAGGAAGGGGAAGGGGAAGGGGGAGAGGAGGAGGAGGAAGAGUGAAGCAGAGCCAAACAGACACCGGGCCUAGGUCAUUUUAAAAGGACUAGUUCUUUCAAGCUCAGAAAACUCGAGAUAGAAAAAGCACCUCGUGUGGUAGAUUAGUUAGGUCAUCCAGGGGGUUGACUCCUCAGCAACAGCAAUUGAUACCCAGCAGCGUUAUUGACGGGCAUUAAUUCGAAUGAGAUAGCACCUGAAGACGCCAGUGCAGCUAGAUUCCAUGGUGGGAGGGGGGAGUCACCGGCAGCUUGUCUAACCAAUUCGAUUUUCGAGAGAAAAAUAACUAAAAGGGAUAUUUACCUGGGGAAAGUCGUAAUUUCCCAACUGAAUACACUCCUGUAAAGGAAAGCCACCACCAGGGCCCCGAGUCUCCUGCUGCAGCUCAGCCCAGAUCCCCUGGGGGUAGAAUGCCUCUCUAUCCCACCCCCACCUCCCCACCCCCACCCUGGUCCAGAGAACCAGCCUUGUCCCACAGUGCAGUGUCUCGUUCUGAAAGCAGUUGAGCCACCCUGACUCCGGAGGCACGCUGCCUUCCAGCUCCCCACUUUCAACCCUCCCAUUUCUCUCCGCAUUCUACCUGCCGGCUUUCCUGGCUCUGAAGCUGGCAUGAGUGGCAGCCAUGAGGACAUUAUGUUUCUUACAUCCUGAAAACAGGUCCCCUGCUCAUGGGUAACUCUGGCUUCCUUGGGGAGAUAAAAUCUCCUUUCCUCUAAAAACCCACGGGAAACUAAACUCACCCCUUUGCAGGCAUCUGGCAGCUUCAGACAUUUGCCUGAGAAUCCAUGAAGGAAAAAAAAAAAAGAAAAGAUCUUUGCCAAUGUGCUUUUUUUCCUUAAGCCAGGAUUCAUAUUUGUGCCAUUAACAAUCAGCCUGCAUGUGCAGUGACUAUUUCCGCAUCUGGAUGGAGAAAGCCCAGUUUGCCGAAAUGCUGGUUUUGAUUAUUUAUUGGGCACUCUGAAACUGAUUUCAACUGGUGAGCAACUGUAGAACUCGAUGCACUUUGGAAGCUCCUUCCAGUCUGAGCUGAAUCCACCCUCGUUCUCGGUGCUCCUCAAAGAGCUUGGCCUGCCUUCUGUGGCCCCACCGUUGCUUCCUUCUUGAAUGUGCAUCAGUCCUGCCUUGCCCCCACCCCUGAGCUGUACUCUUAGACCUCAUCCGUGCACCCAGACUUGCAUCUUUAGGAAUUUUUAACUUUCUUUCACUUCAUUGGCACUUAAAUUUUUUUUCUUAUGAGACUUUUUGGAGGUCAUAAACAAAGACCAUAAACUGAUAUCCUAGUAUGUUUCCUCUGUGUGUGUGUGUGUGUGUGUGUGUGUGUGUGUAACAUUCCAAAUAUUUUUUUUUCUUUUCCACUGUUUGGAAAGCACAGCAAGUUCAUAUUUCAAAGGACUUUUUAAAUAGUUCCUUAGAAAUCAAUUUUGGAUUACUUCUGUGCAAUCCUACACAGAACCAACAUUAGAAACUUGAUGUUUCUUAGCCUUCUUAUCUUCCCCCCAUUCUCCUUUGCCUGCUUUUUGCUGCUAGUUUCAAACUGCCAGUAUUUUUCCCUUUUUGCUUCGUAAGCAGUUACAGUAUCUCUCAUUAUAGCCACAGUAGCGUCACAGUUUAUCAUCAUAAUAAAGGGGUUUUCAUUUGAUUUAGAGCAUUCAAAGUGUUUUUCAUCACUUUUGUGUUUAUAUUAUAAUCUUUGUGUGUCUGUUGUGUGUAUGUGUGCAUGGGUGGCCAUACGUGUGUUUGUAGGUUAAUGCCUUCCUGGGACUGUAUCAAUGUGCUCUCAGUUUAUUAGAACAUUGAAAUGGUGAAUGAGAACGCUACAACUGCAGUUAGCUCACGAUUUUUAAUAAAGGGUACCACAGUG
Messenger RNA from Myodes glareolus (Bank vole), 7832 nucleotides. The record is from RefSeq and is a predicted model, not a curated record. Lineage: Eukaryota; Metazoa; Chordata; Mammalia; Rodentia; Cricetidae.